AUGACAGCUGCUCGACGACUUCCCACGAUCCAACGCCGAACCUUCCUCCCCGAUCAGUAUACCGACAAGAAGGUUAUUGACCAGAAGUACCCCGAGCCUCCCAGCUUGAGCGAGGCCGAGGACCCCGGAAUGAACGGCGGCUACAUCAACCCUCCCCGAAUCAAGCGACAGUUCCGUGACCCUCAUGCGGGCUGGUGGGAUCCCCAGGAGCGACGAAACUUUGGUGAACCCAUCCACGAGGAUAACGAUGUUCUUGGAAUCUUUUCUCCCUGGGAGUACACCUGGACUACCGCUGGUCCUGGUGCUGUCAUGGUCGGAACCUUUAUCGCCGUUUUCCUGAGCGUUACCGGAGUUGUCUACCUCAACUAUCCCGAUCGACCUGCUUAUCCCCGAGAGUUUGAGGGUGGUCUGGAACGAGAGCUUGGUGGCCCUGGAGCUACAAGGGCUCGCAUGGAGGGUGAUGAGGAACCUUGA
Molecule: messenger RNA, 474 nt
Organism: Fusarium tjaetaba
Lineage: Eukaryota; Fungi; Ascomycota; Sordariomycetes; Hypocreales; Nectriaceae
Product: NADH dehydrogenase (ubiquinone) 1 beta subcomplex 8
Exons: 3
Coding region: 1-474 (157 amino acids)
Cellular component (GO): mitochondrion
Source: RefSeq, a predicted model, not a curated record